Messenger RNA from Aureobasidium melanogenum CBS 110374, 333 nucleotides. RefSeq lists its product as uncharacterized. The transcript is spliced from 2 exons. NCBI's taxonomy places the organism in Eukaryota, Fungi, Ascomycota, Dothideomycetes, Dothideales, Saccotheciaceae. Bases 1 to 333 code for a protein of 110 amino acids. The record is from RefSeq and is a predicted model, not a curated record.
AUGUCACUAGUAUCACUCAAGUCAUCACAAAUGGUUUUGUCGCGCACGUGGGUUCUGCGAGCAUCAUGCCUCAGGCAGACUCGUCAGGCUAGCUCUAACCCUAAAUCCGCCUCUUCUCCGACAGAUACAAAAAACAAUCAGAAGCAAUCCUCACCAGAAUCUCAGCCUGAGCAGCCCAAGAAGCGUAAGACUCUGGCUGAGCUGGACGAGGAGCUUCGCCAGAAAAUGGCUGGCCAUGCUGGUGAUGGCGGUGAUGCUGGUGUUGAAUAUGAAGACGGUGUCCCUGUCUCCAUGAAGCGCUCCGUCAAGAACAACAUGUUCCGCUACAUCUGA